This is a messenger RNA of Oppia nitens, 1764 nucleotides long. Its product is annotated as steroid 17-alpha-hydroxylase/17,20 lyase-like. The coding region runs from base 181 to 1731 and encodes 516 amino acids. Gene Ontology annotation, molecular function: monooxygenase activity; heme binding; iron ion binding. NCBI's taxonomy places the organism in Eukaryota, Metazoa, Arthropoda, Arachnida, Sarcoptiformes, Oppiidae. The record is from RefSeq and is a predicted model, not a curated record. The transcript has 6 exons.
ACCUUAACUAUACAUUGAAACCUAAUUUUUUGAUUUAAUUAGUGGAAAGAGAGAGAGAGAGAGAGUUAUAAGUAUUUAAGUUAUAAGUAUUUAAAACUAUAGAACAUCUAAAAAAAAUAACUUAAAAUAAAAUUUCAUUAAAACAAAUUUUUUUUUAAAACUUAGAUUAUAUUAAUAAUAAUGUCUGUAUUGAGCCAAUUAUAUUCAUUGAUUAUAUCAGAUAUAUGGACAACAAUUAUUAGACUACUAAUUGGUUAUGUUGUCUACUAUUUGGCUAAAUUUUAUUACAAACAUUAUAGUCUACCUCCCGGUCCAUUUCCAUUACCAUUGAUCGGCAAUUAUUUAACUUUUAGAACUAAACAUCAUUGGGAUUACGCUAUGAGACAAAUGGCCAAAAAAUAUGGUCCAAUAUUUACCGUAUAUUUGGGAAACAGUCCGCAAAUAGUGAUCACCGAUCCGGUCAUAGCUAGAGAUGUAUUCAAUAGAUCAGAAUUUGCGGGAAGAACUCAAACAUAUUUUGUAAAAUUAAUGGGUGAUGGUGUCAUAAUGGCUGAUUACGGACCCAAUUGGGAAACACGUAGAAAUGUGGCUCAAGCGGCAGUUAGAAAAUAUUCAAACAAUGAACGAUUGGUUAACGUAGUCGUCGAUUGUGUGGACAAAACAGUGGAAACAAUGUUGAAAACAAUUGGUCCAAACAAACCCAUUGAACAAUCAAAUUAUAUAUAUCUAACAUUUUUAAAUAUUAUGGCUAAUAGUGCCUUCAAUGAAAAUUAUAAUUUUGAUGAUCCAGAGUUUAAAAAAUUUAAAUAUGUUUUAAACGAUAUAAAUUAUGAAUGGGGAACACGUUUUCUAUUAUAUGAAUAUUCAAAACUAAUUCAAUGGAUUGAUUAUAAAUGUUUUAAUCAAAUAACUAAAGUAUAUGAAGAAAUACGUGAAAUUAUUGUUAAAAAAAUUAGAAAUCAUUAUAAAGAUUACGAUCCAAGUAUUGAACGAGAUUUUUGCGAUACACUGAUUGAAGCGAAAAAUACGGCGCUCCGGGAUGUGGGACAGGGAGAUAGCAAACAAUCCGUGGCUAACUAUCUAACCGAUGAUAAGCUCGGUAUGAUUGUGUUGGAUAUAUUUCAAGCCCGUAUCGAUACAUCCUAUAAUACAUUUCAAUGGCUACUAUUGUUUUUAUCAAGCGAUUUAGUGGUACAAAAAAAAUUACGUAAAGAAAUUUCCGAUAAAAUCGGUGACCGAUUGCCAACACUUGACGAUAGACAACAAUGUCAUUAUGUAAUGGCAUUCAUAUCGGAAACAUUAAGAUUCAGAAAUGUUGUUCCCGUAGCCGUUCCUCGCAAAGCAAUGGUCGACAGUAAAAUAGGUAAUUAUAUGAUACCGAAAAAUAUGUCAAUAGCUGUCUUUCAGGGAUUUAUUUUGCGAAACGACAGCAACAAGUAUUGGACAAAUCCUAACGACUUUAUACCCGAGCGCUUCCUCGACAGUGACAACCAUUAUAUGAUAACCCGUUUACAACAGACAGCUUACAUACCCUUUGGUAUCGGACGUCGUGUAUGUUUAGGCGAAAAGUUGGCCACCGCUGACCUGUUCCUAGUUUUGACCCGAUUUCUACAGUCGACACAAAACUAUGACAUUGUUUUGGACAGUCAUCCGGGUUUUGAUGCCGAUCCUUAUAAUGUCGAUUUAGUUAGUCCCUGUAGUUAUUCAAUUAUAUUUAAAUCUAAAUCAUAAUUACUGUAUAAUUACUAUCCAAUUAAUAAUAUA